GGAGAACGAACACCGGAGGAAGGAGUGGGGUGUCACUGCUAACUUCGCGAGCUAACUUCGCGAGCUAACUUCGCUAACUAACGGCUGGCUAACUCAAGAGUCUGAAAGUUACGAGUCGACGAAGAAAGUCGCCGAGAAGACGGCAACGAAGAUGAAAACCCCGGGAGACUCGGGGUUUGCCUUCCCGGAUUGGGCAUACAAGCCAGAGUCGAGCCCGGGCUCCAGACAGAUCCAGCUGUGGCACUUCAUCCUGGAGCUGCUGAGGAAGGAGGAGUACCACGACGUCAUCGCCUGGCAGGGAGACUAUGGAGAGUUUGUCAUCAAGGACCCGGACGAGGUGGCCCGCCUGUGGGGGGCCAGGAAGUGUAAACCCCAGAUGAACUAUGAUAAGCUCAGCCGAGCGCUAAGAUACUACUACAACAAGAGGAUCCUGCACAAGACCAAAGGGAAGAGAUUCACCUACAAGUUCAACUUCAACAAACUCGUGCUGGUUAACUACCCCUUCAUCGACAUGGGCACCGGUCGAGGAGUCCCUCAGAGUGCCCCUCCGGUACCAACAGGAGGCUCUCACUUCCGUUUCCCCCCCUCCACGCCCUCUGACAUCCUCUCCUCCAGCGAGGAGCUGCGCAGCCCCGGCAUGUUCAGCAGCGUGGCUCGCCGUAUGGCCCGCGGCUCUGUGAGCGACUGCAGCGACGGCACCUCCACCAACUCUGAGCUGGAGGAGGCUGUGGGAGCUGAAGAGCGAGGCGUGGGGCCAGAUAGGGGCUUCAGGGGCCUUCUGCCUCCCCGUCUGCCUCAUGAUUCUCUCUUCAGGGUCUACGGUGGGGCCCACAAUCCUGCUGGGCUCCCCAGACCUUCCCACAGAGUCCACCAAGAUCCUAUGUCUCCAUUCCCUGUGUCCCCCCUGCCUGGUCCUGGAGGUCUCCUGGCCCCAACUCUUUCCCCAGCCCUAUCCAUGACCCCCACCCCCCACCUCGCCUACACCCCAUCCCCCUCCAUGUCCUCCCCCAUGUUGGGCUCCCAUUUCUCCUUCAACCCGGAGGACAUGAAGCACUACCUGCAGGCUCACACCCAGUCCGUCUACAACUACCACCUCAGCCCCCGAGCCUUCCUCCACUACCCCAACAUCGUCAUCCCUCAGCCCCACCGCCCGUCCCUGGAGAAGUCGGCGGCCCAUCACCUCCACGGCCCACCCCUGCCGCUCUUACAUCCGCUGAGUCAGCAGCAAGGAGGCGGAGAGGAGGGGCAGCAGCAGCACCCGUCACCAUUCAAGUUCAAGCUGCAGCCGCCUCCAUUGGGGCGCAAACAGAGAGAUUCAGGGAGCUCAUUGGCUGCUUCUUCAUCCUCCUCCUCCAGCCAGUCAUCCCCGUUCAUAGGGUCUGCUCAUUUAAGCAACGCAGGGCCUCCAAAGAUUAAGGUGGAGCCCAUAUCAGAUAUUGAGUCAGAAGAAGAGGUGGAGGUGACCGACAUCAGCGAGGAGGAGGAGCUCAAUCACAUUGACGAUGAUGAAGGGGACAUCUUCACCCGGACAGCUCGUCACAAUCAUCAUCAGCUCAACAACCAUCACCGAGCUAACGGAAACAGGAUCAGGCUCUCUGCCCCUCCACAAACCAGCCCUGAGGAAGACCCUGACGAUGACGAGGAGGUCUUCAAGACUCCCGCAACUCCUAUCGGCAGCAGCGGCCUAGCCUUCCCUCUGCUCGCCCUGAAGAGCGAGCCGGGCCAGGCAUCUCCCAUCAGCCCCGGAGGCACGCGUUGCAUCCCGCUCAAACUUCGCUUCAAACGCCGCUGGAGCGAGGACCAGAAGAUGGAGGCUGACGGAGAGAGGGACGAGGCGGAGGACAAGAAAGUGAGGGCUGACGGAGAGGAGGUGGUGGAGGGGAAGAGAGAGGAGGUAGGCAGGAGAGGGGUGGAGAUGGAGAACGGGGGAGGACGAGGAGGAGGUGUUAUUUUGGGGUUGAUGCUACCGCCGCCUCCCACCCAGCGCAGAGCGAGCUCAGAGCUGCAGAGAGCUACAGCGCAGCUGUCUCUGGAAAACACGGGCUGCUGAGCUUCACGUGCACAUACAGGGGUGGAUGAAACCGAGACACAAACACAGCUCUCUGAAUCUUACACAAACACUUCAUAGAUUUACAUAGACCAUAAUGCCUUGUGGCUCCUAGUCCAGCAAACGUAAACAGAACAUGUUCUCGUCUGAAAAAGUGACAUUGAGUGAUAAUGAAAAUAUAAUUCAUUGUUCUUCAGUGUUUAUCUGAACAUGAUGAUGUAUCGUUGGAAGGUUUUGGGCACUUUUUACUGAUCAUCCAGCCCCAGCAGUUUCACGUGUUAUAGUAAGAGUAAAGAUCAGUGAUCAGACUUAAAGGUUUCCUUAAGCUCAUUCAGCUUUUAACCAACAGUCUCUGUUACCAUUAAACAUACGUUUCUUACUUGGUAACUGUAGUUUUCAAACAUUUUAAUACAAACAAACAAAAAUACCAGGAGCUUAGGCCUGGUGGGGUAAACUUUCUUGGUGGAAACCGUGAACUUCUUAAAUAACAGAAAUCUCAAUUUGUUCCCAACAUACAUCUACAUAUUCAAGAGAUAGUAAUGAACAAUAUGAAGGUGUUUUCACAGCCUGAACUCCUUUUUCUGGUGGUCUUCAAGAAGUCACUGGACAUGAUGGUCAAUAUAAAACUAUAAAAACAUGUGUGCCUAUGUAGCCUCUGUCCCACUGCAACAAAAGACACCAAAAGCUGCAGCAGAGAACCUGUGUAUUUACAUUGGACUCAAACUAAAUGAAUGAGUUCUUCAAAUCUUUUAGGAAGGGCCUUCUGAACGCCUCCUCGCUCUCAUCGUUCCAGUUAGGCCAUAAAACUCACACCUGUGUCUCCGCUUGCAUCUUUAGAGGUUCAAUUUGUUCAUCCGACGCAGUUAAACAAAUCCCCUUAAGAGUAAAAACUCGGUCUCACUUGUACAGUGGUGGAUUUGAUUAAUUUCCACCCCCACAUCUGGCCCACUUGAAGUUAGUGAGCCAUCCUCCUCCUCUUUCCCCCUCCAUUAUUUUCCUCAUCUGGACUCACACUUAACAGACAGACAGAUCCUAACGUUACUAAGAAACACUUUUACCAGCCCUGAUAGAGAUUACAGAAGUGCCUCUCUGUCUGCACCCAUCAGCAUGCAGUCACUUACAAGAUGGAGGGCAGUGAGAGGGAAUGAAAUGCUCCGAUGGAUCUUAAAGAGAUGAAGAGGAAUAUUUUUUUUCCCCCCUUUCAAGAGGUGAUUAGAAAGAACCCUCCAAUCAGUCUUUUCUCCCGGAAGCAGCUCGGACACCACGAGACGGCUUCAUCCUCAGCUCAUCACUACAGUGUAAAAAGACUUUGAACGAGGGAUCCUGAGAACAGUCCAACCAAGUCAUCAAGAUGAACUCUGACCUCUCACGUGGCAUUCAGAGACGUUUGAUAGCCGGAGAAUGUGACUUGGUUUUAAAUGUACAGAAGAAAAAAGAAAAAAAAAAAACAGCUGGCCCUCCGAGGAAAGUGCCAGAUUAUUUUGCUCCUUUUCUCAUCACUUGUAGAGGGAGUGAGGAAGCAGCUUCUCGUAAGGCUGUAAUUACACACACUUGUCUCUGGAUGUGUGUGUGUGUGUGUGUGUGUGUGUGGACCCAAAGCCUCGAGGAUGCAGAGAGCGUGACUUCGCACAAUCUUUGGAGGGGUAAUCGUCGUGUUUUUUUCUCCCUCGAACAAACAGAUCAACCGCUCUCUUCAUUCCCCUCUGUUUAUUUCAUCUUGUUCUUUUUGAUGCUCGUGCCUCGUACAGACUCGGACAGUAUUUUCUUUUUUUGGGGCAUUUGCAGUGAUCCUAGGACUUAUAAUCUGUCCAUGUGAUGUUUCAAGGAAGAAACGAGUGAUUGACUGUUUAGGGGAGCGUGUAACGAAUGUCGAGCAUCAAGGUUAACUCAGGCAAGCCGUCACUGAGAUAUCGAUAAACGACUUAUUUUUACUACAAUGUUUUAUUAAAUCUGUUUAACUAGAGAAAAAAAAGCCCAUUUUAACGAACAAAGAAAAUAUAAAAUUGUGCCUUUUUCUAAGCCAACCUGAGUUUUAUGAAUCAGCCCCAGCAAAAUGUUUGACACCAACACACAACCGACAUGCCUUCGUCUUUUUGUAAAAGAGAGAGAGAGAAAAAAAGUAAAUCUACACAUAUAUAUUUUAUUCAAAUAUAUAUUGAAUUCAAAUAUUAUAUUUCAAUAUGGUCAUUUGAUACAAAUCCGAGGAGAAUCCUGCUAUUUUUAACGGUAAAGAUGUGUAUAUAUUCUAACGGGCAUAUUAUUAUUAAUACCAGUAUAAUUCAGCCUUUGCCUUCUCACCCUUGCCUUCUCUCGACCGUUGAGCUGCAGCCACAAAAGCCCACCAGUGUCAGAGUUUUAUAUUUAUAUUGUUAAGAUAAAACAACAGUUAUUGUGCAUUCAGGGGAAGGAGGAUUUAAAAAAAAAACAACAACAACAACAGUCAAGUCAUCCUAACUUUGUCAGUAGGUGUGUUUGUCUAAGCGUACCUAGAGUCACAGCCGGGCGGGGUUUACAGAGUCACAGGUGAAUUACACUUUUUGUCAAUGAAAUAAUGAACCCCACCCGUCUGCAACAGUUUCACCCACGUGCUUAAAAAAAACGGUGGAGGCGCAGGAUGUAACGGGACCGUUCUCGUGUGUUCAGAGCAGACUGAUUCUGAUUGGACGACUCAGAUUCUCCUGAUAUGACUGGACUUUAGAUUGAGAGUGGACUCUGCACUCAGCUCCAACUCUGUGUGAUCAGAGUGCAUAUGGGCUUGCCUUAACCCUGCACACACACACACACACACACACACACACCAUCCUGGUUAGAGUGAGGCUUUACUGUGGCUAGAAUAAAGGGAAACAUGACAUCACACGUGACAUCACACGCCCCCACAGUCUCUCCGGAGUAGACGGCAAACCAUGGAGACUACGCACAUACACUAUUAAACACACAUUUACACACACACACACACACACACACACACACACUAUUAAACACAAUUACACAGAACACAUACUCACACACACACACAGAGGAAAUGACAUCACAAACCUCUGUGGAGAAAGAGGGACUUCCCAUAAUCUGACUCGAUCAUUUUGAGCUGCGUGUGUGUGCGAGUGUGUGGUUUCUAUGGUUACAGCCUUCCACACAUACACAAUUAUUGAAUACACUUUGUGCCAGAUAGUCUAAAGUCCCUGCCUCGGUCCUCAGACCAGCUCCAGUCUUGUGUGUGGAUUAAACACACACAGUCGUUUUGAAAAGGUUCUUUUUUUCUUUUUUUUUCUUUUUUUUUUACCAACUUUCUAAAAUCUGUCCUUGUGAUUGGCUUCUUCCUUCCGCUUCUUAUAUCAGUCAUCCAGCGUCAGCGGAGGUUACAUACAGAGCCUGGUGAAAAAACACUUGAGGAAACUUAAAAGACAUAGAUCAUCCACCACGUGUACCUGAACGUUACACCUGCGCUGCCUUACCUGUGGUGUUACUAUAACAAGAGAAUAACUGUUUCCCCGCUGGGUUGACAUCUCAGCCUUUGACUUAGUUCUGAUCCUUUUCUCCUCUACUUUUCAGACAUAUUACUGUUACUCUUGUAAUUAUUAUAUUAUUAACUUUUUGAUUCUUUUGUACCCUCUCGCUGCGGCCCGCUCUCUUCUUCAUGAACGACUGGUUUUUCUGUGAGUUUUUUGUUCCACUUUGCACUCUUUCCCAUGAACUUCAACCAGUUGGCUCCAGUGCAGUCUUUUCUUUUUCUUUUGUACUCACGCUGAUUUUAUAACCGUGUUAAAGAGGAGGGUCACGUAAUCCCCGCAUGAUAUACAGCAGGGGAAGAAACAUUUGUUUUCAUUUUUUGAUGUUGUGUAUAUAUUUUAUUUUUUUCAAUUUUUGGAGGAUUGUGUAAGAAAAAAGAGCUUUGUACUGUUUAACCAUGUAUUAUUUGUAAUGUUCUCUCUCUGUCUCUCCUCUCUCGUCCGCCUCGACGGUGAGCUGUCACUCCAGAGGAGGGGCGGAGACUUUUUGUUUUUAUCAUGGAGGAACCGCCUGUACUUCUGUUUCUCUUCUAUCUGUUCAUCUUCAUUUGUAAUUAAACAAUAAUCAGGGUUCAUUAAAAAAAGGUCAAAAUGGAA
Molecule: messenger RNA, 6150 nt
Organism: Labrus mixtus (cuckoo wrasse)
Lineage: Eukaryota; Metazoa; Chordata; Actinopteri; Labriformes; Labridae
Gene: erf
Product: Ets2 repressor factor
Exons: 5
Coding region: 152-2050 (632 amino acids)
Biological process (GO): cell differentiation; regulation of transcription by RNA polymerase II
Cellular component (GO): nucleus
Molecular function (GO): sequence-specific DNA binding; DNA-binding transcription factor activity, RNA polymerase II-specific
Source: RefSeq, a predicted model, not a curated record